Messenger RNA from Cucurbita pepo subsp. pepo (vegetable marrow), 915 nucleotides. NCBI's taxonomy places the organism in Eukaryota, Viridiplantae, Streptophyta, Magnoliopsida, Cucurbitales, Cucurbitaceae. The record is from RefSeq and is a predicted model, not a curated record.
AUGGGGGACAAGAAGCACAAAGUCGUGUUCGUUAUGGGCUGUACUGCUUCUGGAAAAUCAAAACUCUCCGUCAACCUGGCCGCUUACUUCCCGUCGGAGAUCAUCAACUCCGACAAGAUUCAGUUUUACAAAGGCCUUGACAUAAUCACCAACAAGAUCACUGACUCGGAACGCUGCGGCAUUCCUCACCAUCUCCUCGGCGUAAUCGAGGAUCCCGAGGCGGAUUUGACGGUGGAUGACUACUGUCGCUAUGUCGAAGGGUCAAUUUACGAGAUUAUCGGACGCGGACGUCUUCCAAUCAUUGUCGGAGGAUCGAAUAACUAUAUUGAAGCAUUGAUUGAGAAUCCGAAUACGAAUUUCCGUUCGAGAUUCGAUUGUUGCUUUAUUUGGGUUGUUGUUUUGCUUCCCGUUCUUUAUAAGUACAUUGCAAAACGAGUCGAUCAGAUGGUGGAAGGAGGGCUGGUAGACGAGGCUCGAGAGAUGUUCGUUCCUAACGCCGACUAUAGCCGUGGAAUCCGUCGUGCGAUCGGUGCUCCGGAGUUGGAUAAGUACUUCAAAGCGGAGAAAAACGGCGAACAAUUGUAUAAAGAUGAUUUACUUAAAUUGGCGAUUCAAGAAAUUAAGGACAAUACAUGCAAACUCGCAUUAUGUCAAUUUCAAAAACUUCAUCGGCUACGAGACGAGCUCGGGUGGAAAUUACACCAAGUCGACGCCACGGCGGUGUUCGAGAAGAGCGGAGAAGAGGCGGCAAAUGAGUGGAUGAAUGCGAUUGCGAAACCGAGCAUAGCGAUCGUCGGGGACUUCCUCGAGGAAAAUUGGUCGAAAACAAAUAUGAAGAAGAGGAUGAGAAUUGGGGUGUUGUCUGCGUUGGUGGCUGUGGGUGUAGGCUUGAUGGUGAACUGGAUUGGGGUUUGA